Pieris macdunnoughi is the source of this 3711-nucleotide messenger RNA. The record is from the annotation of a GenBank genome assembly. NCBI's taxonomy places the organism in Eukaryota, Metazoa, Arthropoda, Insecta, Lepidoptera, Pieridae.
AUGGCAGACGUUGAAGAGUAUUUUCCUAGAGGAGGAAAAAAGCCAACAACAACAAAUUUCGUGCAAACUUCAAAUUUUUUGGGCACAACUGAGAAAAAAGAAAGAAAGAGAAAACAAAAGAAAAAGUCAGAAGAAGAUGAUGGGUACUUGUCUGAAGAAGCUUCCAAAGAUGUUGAUAAAUCAUAUAAAACUUGUGGUGUUUGGCUCAGUUAUAAGGCGCUGAAACAGGACUUUGUAGUAUUGGGCCGGAUAUCUCAAAUCAAAGAGACUAAUAUGUUGGUCUCUUUGCCAAGUCGACUGAUUGGAACGGUCAUGGCAUGUCAUAUAAGUGAACCUUAUAAUAAACUAUUGGAAGCUUAUGUGGAUGAUAAGAUUGACAAAGUAAAAGAGCUGAAAGAAAUCUUUAAACGUGGGCAAUAUGUCUGUGUCAAAGUACUAGAAGUUAAAGAUAACCAUGCCAUGCUAACAAUGAUGCCGCAACAUAUAAAUAGCAAUAGAAAACAUAGUGAUCUACAUAAAGGUUCUCUCAUCCAAGCUGCCAUUUCAUCUGUAGAAGACCAUGGAUACAUCAUGGAGACUGGUAUACCUCACACAACAGCAUUCUUGCCUAAGAAAAAUGCCAAGUCUGAUAUAGAACUCGAUGUGGGUAUGGUUACAUGGUGCAGUGUGAAAUCCAUUCAGGCUUCCUCCGACAAUAACGUUAUAACGCUGAGCAGCGAACCAACAGCACUGCAGAACGCAUUCCAGAAAUCUGCCACAACCAAUAUACCGCCGGGGACGUCUCUUGAAUUUAUUGUUGAUAAGCCUUUGGACAACGGUAUCGAAGGCCGUAUAUUUGGGGAUCGGACUGCGUAUAUACAACGACACCACAUUGACUCUGUAAAGGGAAAGAAACCUUCUCUAGGGGCUAAGAUAAGGGCGCGUCUCCUAUACACGCUGUCAGUAACAAACAUCCCAUACUUGACUAUGAGAGAUGUUUUCGACCCUGUAUGUGUGGACAUGACCCAAGAACAAAAAUACAACGACGGAGAUAUUGUUGAAGAAGCUCAGGUGCUCAAAAUUCUAGGUAGAUGCGUUUACUUUAAAUUGAGUGCAGGUCAAACAGGUGUUCUUAGUAUCCGUAGUCUGCAGAUGGAUGAGAACUUAACUGAUGAAGAGCUUCUGGCCAAGUCCUAUCCUAUAGGUAGCACACACAAAGUACGUGUCCUCGGCUAUCAUCUCGUCGACAGAAUGUACUCGGUCACAGACCAACCAGACAUCCUUCGAGAACAGUAUUUCACUCUGACACAGCUCAGCGUUGGGGAAUAUGUCACUGCCACUAUUACUACUGUGGCCGAUACUUAUUUACGGGCGACUGUUGGAAGAAUACCAGGUUUCGUCCCACAGAUACACAUAACAGACUCGGGAGUGUUCGUAGACCCUAAGAAGGCCAGCACCUCCAAGCUACCCAAGAAAAAGUUCAAGGUAGGACAAGAGGUAAAAGCUCGCGUUUUAUACGUGGACCUGCCAAAGAAUAAUGCGGUUCUAACGUUGAAACCGACGCUGCUGUCGCCAGAUUCGUCUGUUCUUUUAAAUUUUGAAGAUGCCCUCAUUGGAACAUCUUACACGGGCGUUAUAACGACAAUACGCGACUACUUAUUAGUAACAUUCUUCAACAAUAUAACAUGUUUGAUUCCGCGGAAGUUUGUGAGCAGAGAGCCAGUAGAAAAUCUCAUGGAUUCCUUCCAUCUUGGGCAACUGGUAACUUGUGUUGUUGUACACAUUAAUAAGGAAAAUAAGAAAAUCAUUGCCAGUCUCACUACAGAGCCAUUUGAUCCAGAUAUUAAGAGAUCUAAACGUAAACAUGAUAACAAAAUCAAUGGUGGUGAUCAAGAAUCAAAUGACAAUAAAAGUAAGAAGCGAAAAAGAUCUAAGGAGCCCGUACAAGGAAAUGAAGAUACAGUCGAAGAAAAUUCCAAAAAGGCUAAAAAGAAAAACAAAAAAGAAAAAGAUAUAGCCGAAGAUAUCGUAGAAAGCGAAACGGUCGUUGAGGAUAUUGUUAAGUCAAAGAAGAAAGAUAAAAAGAAAAAUAAAAAAGCAAAAGAGACAGAUGAGGCAGACUCGAUGGAAGUGGAAACAGUUAUCGAGAAUGAAGGCAUAACAAAGAAGCAAGAUAAGAAGAAAAAGAAAGAAGUAAAUAAAGAGAGUUAUACACAACCCGAACCAGUUGAUAAGAGAAAAAAGAUGAACGAUAAAAAGGAACUGAAAGAAGACAUGGAUGAAAGCGAUGCAAUAGAAUCUGAUAUGCCAGAUGACCAAUCUUCAUUUAUACAUCCUAAAGACCUAAGCCUUUUAGAUCUCUCUACUUGCGAAGUAAGCGAACACUUUAAAGAACGCAUAACGCAGCUGCUCAAAUCAGUAAAUAGAAAAGUAAAAAAAUCGGAUUUUAUCGUAAACAAAAUACAAAAACUAGAAAAAAAAGGUCUUAAUCCUAAAAACAAGAAAUAUCAUACCGAGUUACACAUCGAAAGAUUAACAAUCCAAGAACAUGUUACACAGUUAUUAGAAACGGUGAAAAUAGCGCAAGAGAAGCUAAAAGAACUACAAAUGAAAGAGAAAGGAACAGUUGUUGAGCCGGUUAAAGUAGAGAAUAAGAUUAUGAGUGAGAAAUAUGGUAAACUUAAAGAAGUUAAGGUGUUGGAUAAAUUGGAGCCUGUGAUUGAAGUGCCCAGUGCUAAGGACUUUUGGUCCAUGGAUAAACAAGAAGUUAAUCCAAAGCAGGAAGAAUCUAGUAGCAGUGAAGAUGAAGAAGAAGAAAGACCCAAAAAGAAACGCAAGAAACUGACAGCAGCAGAAAAAGUGGCUAAAGCGAGAGAAGAAGAAGAAAAAGUGAGAGAAAUGGAGAAGAGGGCGAUAGAGAGUGAGAAUGAGCCCCGAUCGGUUGAGCAGUUCCAGAGGGCGCUAAUGGCGAGCCCGGACUGCAGUCAGCUUUGGAUUGCAUAUAUGGCUUUCCACCUUCAGGCGACAGAGAUAGAGCGAGCGCGCGGCGUGGCACGUAAAGCGAUUAACACAAUUAACUUUAGAGAGGAACAAGAACGACUCAAUGUUUGGAUCGCUUUACUAAACCUCGAACAUCGGUUUGGUACCAAGGAAACCCAAACAAAGACCCUCGAAGAAGCCCUACAAAUGAACGAUACGUACCAGGUUCACAGCAAACUACUGGAGAUACUCCUAGAUACCAGUAAUCAGCAGGAGUUAAUCCAGAUCUGUGACUUGAUGCAGAGGAAAUAUCGCAAGAAUAUUAACAUGUAUAUUGUGUGUGGUUCUGUCUGUUAUAAAGCCGGUUUAUUAGAUAAGGCAAGGCAGCUGAUGCAGAAGGGUAUGGCGGCUUUGGAGAAGAAGGAACAUGUGUCGUUAUUAGUGCAAUUCGCGCAACUAGAGCGAGCGUGGGGCGAACGUGAACGAGCCGAAGCGUUGUUCGAGCAAGUGCUCGCCGUUUAUCCCGCUCGCGUUGACGUUUGCUGCGCUUUCGUCGAUAUGCUUUUGAAGACUGGCGACGUCACUCGGAUCAGGCAAGUGCUGGAGCGGAUGACGGCUCACAAGUUGCCAGCACGCAAAAUGAAGGUUUUGUUCAAAAAGUGGAUAGAAGUGGAAGAAAAGUAUGGAGAUAAGGACCAAGCGGAGGAAAUUCGUCAAAAAGCACUAGAAUAUGUAGAUAAAGCGAAGUUUUAG